This is a messenger RNA of Pseudoliparis swirei, 629 nucleotides long. RefSeq names its product NADH:ubiquinone oxidoreductase subunit B10 (gene ndufb10). NCBI's taxonomy places the organism in Eukaryota, Metazoa, Chordata, Actinopteri, Perciformes, Liparidae. The coding region runs from base 68 to 574 and encodes 168 amino acids. The transcript is spliced from 4 exons. The record is from RefSeq and is a predicted model, not a curated record.
AUAUCAAAAGGAGAGUUACCGAGGUCGAAUUGUAGGAAAUCUCGAGUCCUGGUCAAACGAAGGCAAAAUGCCGACAGACUAUGAGAAAGGAGCAUAUCCGGAGCCUCCGCGGCAGACUCCGGUUGUGGACAAACAGACGGCGCUGCCAAACCCGGCCGUGAUUCUGUCUCAACUCUUCUACUACUCCGUGGACCUGCCUGUCACCAAAUUUCGAGAUGCUAUCGACAGUAUUCGGGCCAACAACAAGCCGGUGUACUAUCACCAGAAGUUCCGCCGUGUCCCUGACCUGACGACUUGCGAGGAGGGAGAUUACCUCUGCUACUAUGAGGCGGAGAUGCAGUGGAGGAGAGACUAUAAAGUGGACCAGGAGAUUUUGAAGGUGGUCCAGGAGCGUAUGAGGGCCUGCCAGCAGAGAGAAGGAGCCAGCUACCAGCAGAACUGUGCCAAUGAACUCCAGCAGUUCGACGAGGUGGCCCACAGCUACCAGUCACGCUAUGGAGACCUGGGAGCAUACGCCAGCGGGAGGAAAUGUCUAAUGAAGCAAAAGGAGCGGAUGAAGGCUCAAAGUGCUUAAGUUACCUACUAUAUGUCCCAUGUAAUAAUUGUAAAAUAAAAUGUAUGUGAUAAUC